Messenger RNA from Adineta ricciae, 1320 nucleotides. Lineage: Eukaryota; Metazoa; Rotifera; Eurotatoria; Adinetida; Adinetidae. The record is from the annotation of a GenBank genome assembly.
AUGCUGCAAGAAGUCACAAGUCUUCCUGCACUCGUCUCACUGACAAUCAAACCAGGAAAACUUGACAAUUUAAGUGAACGUCUAGCGAUGCUGCUCUCAUCGGUGAUAGCCAGGUCAAACCUACGUAAACUUAGUUUAUACGCCAUGUGUGAAUACAUUUCAAAAAUAUCAGGGAGCAAGCAGUGCAAAUUAAAAGAACUGUUUAUUGACAGUUGUAGUCAUAACCAUGUGUGCCAUAUUCUCGAUCGAUUACCCAAUCUUCAAACUUUUUCAACGCGUGAUUAUCGGCUGCCGAUGUCCGAAACCCCGAUUGUCCUAACAUCUAUUCACCUUUUGACUUCGUUGAAAUUGUAUUGUAUGCAAAUUCCAAUCGGCUUGCUAGAAUCGUUACUUUCGUAUAUGCCUGCACUUGUUCAUCUUCAUCUAUCAACUUAUUUUACUACGUUUUACUUUUUGCAACGUUUAUCACAAUGGGAAUCUUUCAUUCGUGAAAAACUACCGGUGUUAAACACAUUUAAGUUGUAUGCUAGUACUGAACAGUAUCAAUAUCUAGAUGUGAAAGAUAUCGAGUCGAUGCUCAAUAGAUUUCGUACACCUUUUUGGCUUGAACUCAAACGAUGGUAUAUCACUUGUGAGUAUGUCAAAGAUGGCAACACAUCGAAUAUCAGGCUAUAUUCACGAAAGGACUCUCAUCGCAAUUUUCCUGCAAAAUCUUCGCCAGCCAUGUUAACACACUCUGCUUCGACAACGAGAAAUGAUGAUAUAACGGAUAUGUCUAUUAAAUGGAAAGUUCGAUUGAAUUUAUUGCUAAUGACCGCCGUUGCCAUUUCACAACAGAUUUCUAUUCAGCCUAUGUUUCGUUGUAUGACUCAUUUAGUGCUCGACAUCGAUCAGCCCAUCGCCAUCAGUUCGUAUCAGUUUCUUUCCGAAUUUGCCGACUACUCGCAGCUUACGGAAAUCUGGCUGAUUCUCAUUUCGCCCCAUCAUUCGUUUCAAUCCGAUGCGAUGGAUAAUAUACUUAAUUCAGUGGGUAAUGUUCCUACCGUCGGUAUCUCCUAUCCCAAUGAUUGGACACUAAUACCCGAAGACAUCUUAGAUGCGAUAAUCUCUCAUCAAGUCAAACAUCUUAUCAUACGAACGACAUAUGAGAAAUGUAUGCAAUCAGUGGUGACAUAUGCUCGACAACUGACAACUAUCACAUUUAUUCGUGAUCAAUGUUCAUUAAAUGCAUGGACACAUAUGACGAGAUGGCUAGACAAGAACGGAAACAAAUAUUCUGUGAAAGAUGACAGUCGAUCUCUUUGUGUAUAUUUCGAAUAA